UACAAACACGGAAACUCUAUAUAACUCUGAUGGUAUUUUAACCACUGAAGUCUGUUCCACUUGCUGUCUUUUCUCACAUUUCUGGGCAUUCACGUUGUAACUAAUCGCCACUAUUCGGGUCAUUUCGGGUCACAGAGUUAUUAAUCAGCACAGAUCUCUGUAGAGAUGAUUAUUGAGUAUCAGUGGUGGAGCUCUGGAUCUCUCCUGAUGGAUUUACACGCUGUGUGCUGCACUCUGCUCCUGCUGACAUGUUCAGGACUGGGCUUUGGCCAACAGUUGAUAUUACCUGAGAGGAUAAAUAAAGCAGUUGGGGAGAAUGUAGUGAUUACUCCAAUCCGUCUUCCUGACCUCCCUCACUACUUAAUCAGAUGGGAGUUUAAUACAACAAGCAUUGUUGUUGGAACUGAUGUACUGCCACCGUACACAGACAGAGUCAGUAUAGACACCACGACUUUAGCUCUGGAGAUCAGGAAUCUGACUGAGAAUGAUACUGGACCGUAUAUUCUGACGAUAAACACUGCUACAACUGUUGUCACCGGUCAAACCUCACUACAGGUGCUUGUUCCAGUCUCCAGUGUUACCAUUGUACCAAGCCAAACAGAGCUGGUUGAGUUUAACAGCACUGUGAGUUUCGUCUGCUCUGCGUCUGGCUCCUUUGUUUCAUUUAUUUGGCUGAAUGGCAGCUCUGAGAUAACAGCAGGGGAGCGAGUUCUGCUAACAGACAACAACAGCAGUCUGACCAUUACCAGUGUGAUCAGAGGUGACACAGGCCCAUACGAGUGUGAAGCAUCCAACAGCAUCAGCAGAAAAAAGAGUCUCCCAUUGAGCCUCAUCAUUUACUAUAAAGGGAAUGCAGGUGGAGACUCACUGUCUGCAGGAGCUAUAGCUGGGAUUGUUAUUGGGGUUUUAUUAGGGGUCGCUGGAAUUGCUGGUUUGAUUUUCUACUUUGUGAAAGUAAAAGAAAUGCCAAAAACAAACUCCAGAGGAAAUAACCAGAGUGGAGCAACACAUAAUGCAGGUGGACAUGAUUCCUACUAUGAACAUAUGGUAGGUUUCCAAAAUCAGAACCCCGAGGUGAAUGUGGGUAGAUCUGACACUCACCCUAUUAAGGGAGUAAAGAGGACAGACGUCAUCAGCUCUGAGAAGAGGAAGCGGAACCUGAGUGUGAAGAUCUGGGGAAAUCCGGUGGAGGAUUACUCUGAUAGUUUUCCUUUUAAUCGCCACUAUUCGGUGUAUUUGUUGUCGCAUAUUGUGAUUAAUCAGCACAGCACAGCUCUUUUUGAGACGAUUAUUGAGUAUCAGUGGUGGAGCUCCGGAUCUCUCCUGAUGGAUUUACACGCUGUGUGCUGCACUCUGCUCCUGCUGACAUGUUCAGGACUGGGCUUUGGCCAACAGUUGAUAUUACCUGAGAGGAUAAAUAAAGCAGUUGGGGAGAAUGUAGUGAUUACUCCAAUCCGUCUUCCUGACCUCCCUCACUACUUAAUCAGAUGGGAGUUUAAUACAACAACCAUUGUUGUUGGAACUGAUGUACUGCCACCGUACACAGACAGAGUCAGUAUAGACACCACGACUUUAGCUCUGGAGAUCAGGAAUCUGACUGAGAAUGAUACUGGACCGUAUAUUCUGACGAUAAACACUGCUACAGCUGUUGUCACCGGUCAAACCUCACUACAGGUGCUUGUUCCAGUCUCCAGUGUUACCAUUGUACCAAGCCAAACAGAGCUGGUUGAGUAUAACAGCACUGUGAAUUUCGUCUGCUCUGCGUCUGGCUCCUCUCUUUCAUUUAUUUGGCUGAAUGGCAGCUCUGAGAUAACAGCAGGGGAGCGAGUUCAGCUAACAGACAACAACAGCAGUCUGACCAUUACCAGUGUGAUCAGAGGUGACACAGGCCCAUACGAGUGCGAAGCAUCGAACAGCAUCAGCAGAAAUAAGAGUCUCCCAUUGAGCCUCAUCAUUUACUAUGGUCCUGAAUAUGUUAGUGCUUCAGCAGAUCCAGUGGGACCCUUCUACAGCUCUGGGUCUAAUCUCAUAUUGACCUGCUCAGCUGUGUCCAGUCCUCCUGCUGAGUUUCAGUGGGCUGUGAAUGGAACAGAGCUUGGUGAAAUGGGCCGAGAGCUCAAACUGAGCAACAUUCAGAUCAGUCAGAGUGGCAAUUACACCUGCAUAGCCCAUAACAAACAGAGCCUGAGAUUCUCUGUGUCUCAACCCAUCAGCGUCACUGUACUAGUGCAAGUCUCCAGUGUUACCAUAAUACCAAGUCUAAAAGAAGUUGAACUCAACAGCACUGUGAGUUUCUUCUGCUCUGCGUCUGGCUCCUCUGUUUCAUUUAUUUGGCUGAAUGGCAGCUCUGAGGUAAUGGCAGGGGAGCGAGUUCAGCUGACAGACAACAACAGAAAUCUGACCAUUACCAGUGUGAUUAGAGGUGACACAGGGCCAUAUGAAUGUGAAGCAUCCAACAGCAUCAGCAGAAAAAAGAGUCCCCCAUUGAUCCUCACCAUUAAAAUUAAUGAUUCAACAGAUGAGGGAGGAGGUGGAGAUUCACUGUCUGCAGGAGCUAUAGCUGGGAUUGUUAUUGGAGUUUUAUUAGGUGUUGCUGGAAUUGCUGUCUUGAUUUUCUACCUCACGAAAGGCAAAAAAACUUCACGAACAACCUCCAGUGGAAAUAAGCAGAAUGGAGCAGCAUCAAAUGAAGGACAGCAUGAAUUGCACUAUGCAGACGUCCGUCAUCUUCGGAAUAAUCAAGGGCAGCCAGGAACAUCAGCCACAGGAACAGCUCCAACACCAUCUUAUGUGGCUCGGAAUAAUAUGACAGCGACAUCUAAUCCUGCAACACAAAUCAUUUAUUCUGAUGUGAGGAAUUUGUAGAGUGAUGCGACCCCAUUAAAUGUGGACCACACUGACCAAGCUGCCAAUCACCUGCUAAAAAGAGAGAGCACAAUUCAGGAAUUGUUCAAGAGCCAUUUGUGGAUUUGAUCAAUCUGCCACUGAUGUGGAAGAGAAAAUCAUGAGUCCAAAAUCUUGGAGUAACUGAAUGUUUUUCUUUGCAGAUUCUGCUUGAUUAGAAAUAGGUGUCACUGGCCAUUUUAGUGCAAUUCUCAGGGUUGAAUUUCAUUCCUUAGCUUACUUAUAUUAGAUAUAAAUGUAUUAUAGAUAUAUUGGAUUGAAAUCAUUUGCAUUCUAUUAACAUUUUCUGAAAUUUAAUUCUCCAGGCUGUAAUAACUGAAUUGUAAUACAUGAAUUGAAAGGGCAUGUGUGGCUCCAGACAACCUUUGAUUAGAAAUACUGUAUAUCUAUUCCAAAUGACCGGUAUUAUGGCAAAGGGCAUGUCAUAAAACAUGUUUGCUAUUGAGCUGUUUUCGAUUCUCAGAGAGACAGAGCCUGACCUUUGGACCUGCAUAUCUCUGUUACUCAGGGAACCUAAAUGAGGAAGUACUAAAAGUUAGAAAUUAACUGGAUGUUGAAAUAAAAGAAGUGCAACAUAAAACAAUAUAAAAUCAUUCAUUCUAUUCUCUGUACUGAAAGAACAUGCAAAUUCUUUUUGUUAAUAUUUUUUAUUUCAUCUAGGCCUAUGUAAUUUUAUCCAAAUGUUUGUAUAUAAUUGUUUUAUUUAAACUUGAACAGUGCUUGGUGGGAAUUCACACAAAUCAGUUUGUAUGAACGGCUACGAUUCAGUUCACAGCUGUACUUUGACCUCUUUUUUUGAAAUCCACAGAAACUCAUUAUAAUUUUCAUUUAACUUAUUAUUUUUUUUUCUAAACUCAUUACAUUAUGACAGAUUUAAAUUCAGUCCAUGAUUUUAGUCAAAAUCUGUCUCUGCACUAACCAUAAAAGAUUAAAAGUUAAAAAGAUUCCAUUUAAAAUUAUUUUUCUGACUUAGCGGAUGUUAAAAUAAUUUGUAUUUCCAAGGCAGACACUGUUAUCCAUAGCCAUUUACAAGAGAGACAGGAAUAUGAUGUAUAUAUAGCUGAGCAGCUGAGGGUUAAGAAGGUCAAACAGUGACUUGGAAAUUAGACACUGCAGAUUUACAAAGCCUUAAAGGAUUGUGUAAAGGAUUGAAUAAAAUGUAGUGAAGUUUUAAUCUUUGUGAUACUUCAUGAUUUUUUUUUUUUCUAAACUCAUACUCCCAUAUCUUAUACUGAGUAUAAGAUACUCCCAUAUCUUAUACUAAGUCUGACAGCUUUACAGUAUAUAUAUUUUUUUUAUCUAUUAUGCUGCAACUCUCAUUUAAAUCAUUUGUUAACUGUAUCCACUGUUAUGGUCAGAGCCUAAUCACAAACCUCAACCUCCCAUUUCUCCCUGAGAACAUGGCUAACAAAAACCAAUAUUUUAAAUGUUCAGAGCUAAGGGUUAUGGGAAAUGAUUUUAACAUCUUUACAUCGUUACAACAUAAAG
This is a messenger RNA of Hemibagrus wyckioides, 4392 nucleotides long. RefSeq lists its product as uncharacterized. NCBI's taxonomy places the organism in Eukaryota, Metazoa, Chordata, Actinopteri, Siluriformes, Bagridae. The record is from RefSeq and is a predicted model, not a curated record. The transcript is spliced from 19 exons. Bases 166 to 2865 code for a protein of 899 amino acids.